Molecule: messenger RNA, 1518 nt
Organism: Alligator mississippiensis (American alligator)
Lineage: Eukaryota; Metazoa; Chordata; Crocodylia; Alligatoridae
Product: cytochrome c1, heme protein, mitochondrial
Exons: 7
Coding region: 100-1038 (312 amino acids)
Biological process (GO): mitochondrial electron transport, ubiquinol to cytochrome c
Molecular function (GO): heme binding; electron transfer activity
Source: RefSeq, a predicted model, not a curated record
CGCUCGACCUCCGCUGCGGCUGCAUUCCGGUUGUCCCUUUGCGGCCGCCGUCGCGCGCUGCCCGCCGGGAAGCAGGCGGAGCGCGGCUCCGACUCCAAGAUGGCGGCCGUGUCGGCGGUGCGGCGCCUGGUGCAGCGGCCCCGCGGCCUCCUCCUGCCGCCGCCGCCCGCGCCCAGCUUGCGGCCUCCACAGGCCAACAUGUCGUCGUUCUCGGGCCUGUCCCGUGGCAGGAAGGUGGCCCUGUCUGCGCUGGGAGUGCUGGCAGCGAGCGGGGCCGGGAUCGCACUGGCUCUGCACAGGGCAGUGAACGCCACCGAACUGGAGCUGCAUCCUCCCUCCUACCCCUGGAGCCACUCAGGCUUCCUGUCCGCCCUGGACCACAGCAGCGUCCGGCGCGGCUACCAGGUGUACAGGCAGGUGUGCUCAGCCUGCCACAGCUUGGAGUACUUGGCCUUCCGCCACCUCGUCGGCGUGUCCCACACGGAGGACGAAGCCAAGGCCCUGGCCAGCGAGGUGGAGGUGCAGGAUGGCCCCAAUGACGAAGGGGAGAUGUUCAUGCGCCCCGGCAAGCUCUCGGAUUACUUCCCCAAGCCCUACCCCAACCCCGAGGCAGCGCGGGCGGCCAACAACGGGGCAAUGCCCCCAGACCUCAGCUACAUUGUCCUUGCCAGGCACGGGGGUGAGGACUACAUCUUCUCCCUCCUCACUGGCUACUGCGACCCACCCUCCGGGGUGAGCGUCAGGGAAGGGCUGUACUACAACCCCUACUUCCCGGGCCAGGCCAUCUCCAUGGCACCGCCCAUCUACAACGAGAUCCUGGAGUUCGAUGAUGGGACCCCAGCAACCAUGUCCCAAAUCGCAAAGGACGUAUGCACGUUCCUGAAGUGGGCCGGAGAGCCCGAGCACGACCACCGCAAGCUCAUGGGCAUAAAGAUGCUGCUAAUCAGCGCGUUCCUGAUACCCAUCAUCUACUUCAUGAAGCGCCACAAGUGGGCUGUGCUGAAGAGCAGGAAGCUGGUGUACCGGCCCCGCAACUGAGGCCUGGCGGGGCCCCGCAGCCCAGCCCGUGGUGCAGUCUGCACAGCUGGCUGGCCCGGCGGGCGCCUGCUCCUCGCUGCUGCAGCAGCUGUUAUUUAAGAAUGUCCUCCCCUCCCAGACACAGCCCCUCACCGCCGGCCUGGCCCGGGCUCCGGGUCCACGGUGUGGAGCUGCUGUCUCUUCACGUGGCUCGGGGCAGGGAGACCGGUGCUGAGCCGCAGGGGGGGAGUGUUUGCACGUGCCUCAGCCUUCCCCUGCCGUCCAGCCAGGCUGCAGGGCCCCUCGCCUCCACCUGACUGCCUCCAGUGUGGCUGUUUGGGGGCCUCGCUCUUGCCAGCUGUGCAUAAGGGGAGGGGUUGUGCCCUACUGCCCCAGCCACCUUCCCAGGGAGGGCUGAGCCUGCGGGGUCCGGUCUGACUGGGCCAUGCCGUGCCGUGCCGUACUGUACUGCGUGGUGCACUCAUUAAACGGCUAAUUCCA